Molecule: messenger RNA, 774 nt
Organism: Rhodamnia argentea
Lineage: Eukaryota; Viridiplantae; Streptophyta; Magnoliopsida; Myrtales; Myrtaceae
Product: WUSCHEL-related homeobox 2
Biological process (GO): plant organ development
Molecular function (GO): DNA-binding transcription factor activity; DNA binding
Source: RefSeq, a predicted model, not a curated record
AUGGAGAUCGGUGCUGACGACCAUCAUCGCGUGGAAGCCACGGGCGGCUCCAGAGGGGGCUCGCCGGCGGGCUCGCGGUGGAACCCGACGAAGGAGCAGAUCGGCAUACUGGAGAGCCUCUACAGGCAAGGGAUAAGGACGCCGACGGCGGACCAGAUACAGCAGAUAACGGGGAGGCUCAAGGCGUACGGCCACAUCGAGGGCAAGAACGUGUUCUACUGGUUCCAGAACCACAAGGCCCGCCAGCGCCAGAAGGACAAGCAGGAGAGCCUGGCUUACCUCAACCGCUACUUCCAAAAGUCUGCCCGUCCCGCCUUCCAUCCUCCUUGCCCAAAUGCUGUUUGUGGACCGUACUUCGUGCCUCAGAGCGACAUAGGGACGAUGUACACACAGUGCCCGAAGGUGCUCCUUCCUUGCGGCUUCAAGAGGAGACAGAGGACUGACUUCAUGGAGAGAACAAAAACAUUCUGCCGUACAGGUUUCGCGUAUCCCGGGCACCCCCAAGGACAUCAUCAUGAUUUGACCGUCCACCAAACAGCCGAGAGCAACAGCGACAGCACCUUCGAGAGAAAUCAAGAAACUCUGGACCUCUUCCCGUUGCACCCAACUGGCGACGCCGUGCGAGAUAUGACAAAGUGUUCUCAUGCUCAUCAAGAUUGUUCGGCUAUGACCUCCGCUUCUUCUUCGGAGGACGAGGCAAGAGACGGUGGCAACAGCAGUGACCAGCCUUUUUUCGGUUCCUCGGCGAACGGAUGCUUCUGCGAGAGAGAUUAA